This is a messenger RNA of Beauveria bassiana ARSEF 2860, 1284 nucleotides long. RefSeq names its product PAP2 superfamily protein. Gene Ontology annotation, biological process: phospholipid metabolic process. Gene Ontology annotation, molecular function: phosphatidate phosphatase activity. The coding region runs from base 1 to 1284 and encodes 427 amino acids. Lineage: Eukaryota; Fungi; Ascomycota; Sordariomycetes; Hypocreales; Cordycipitaceae. The transcript has 2 exons. The record is from RefSeq and is a predicted model, not a curated record.
AUGGCGGCCACAGGAACCGCCGCAGCUCUGCGACAGCAGUUUUCGAUCCCUCUUAUAGCGUCGUACAUUAUCGACUGGAUUCUUCUCGCCGGUCUUGCAGUCGGCUCCUAUGUUCUUGGCAACAUCAAACCAAACUUUCGCAACUUUUCGCUCGCCGACCCGAAUAUUGCCUUUCCUUUCGCCGACCACGAAACCUUCUCCAACAAGCUUCUCUUUGUCUGCUGCGGCGUCAUUCCCGUCAUUGUGGUGCUCGUCGUGACCCUCAUCUUCGUUCCCGGCGGCACCGUGCCCAAGGGCACCCCCGCUCUGCUCGUUUGGAAGCGCAAGCUCUGGGAAUUGCAAAUCACUUGGCUCGGCCUGCUUAUGGCUGUCGGAUCCGCUUGGUUCUUUGUUAGCGGCUUGAAGAACAUGUGCGGCAAGCCACGGCCCGACAUGCUGUCCCGAUGCAAGCCCGACAUGGCCAACGCCGACAAGUACAUUGUAGGCGGCUUCCAGAUUACAGGCGCGAACGGACACCUCUACUCCGCCGCCAUCUGCACCGAGACGGACGAGUCCAAGCUUUGGGACGGCUUCCGUAGCUACCCCAGCGGUCACGCCUCGGCCUCGGCCGGUGGCUUGAUCUACCUCUCGCUAUUCUUAGCGAGCAAAUUUGCCGUGACACUUCCCUGGAUCAUGCCUGGUUCAAGUGACAAUGCUUCUUCGCACGGUGCUUUCCCUUCUCGCCUAGGACAGGCGGAAGCGCGCCCGCAAAACGGCUAUGAGGACGGCCACGAUGCCAGCUGGCCACUCAGCGCAAAAAGGAGCACCAAUGAGAAAAUCCAAGGCGCGCGCAUGCGUGCCGCUGCUCCUCCCGUUUUCCUACUCGUCAUUACCCUGGUUCCAUUCUGUCUAGCAAUUACCAUUUCUGCGUCACGCUGGUUUAAUUAUCGCCAUCAUGGAUUUGAUAUUCUGUUUGGUUUCCUCAUUGGCACCAUCUGCGCCAUCUACAGCUUCCGCUAUUACCAUAUGCCGAUCCAGGAUGGCGCGGGCUGGGCCUGGGGCCCCCGCAGCUCUGCACGCGCAUUCUGGGCAGGCGUUGGUAAUGUUGGCUUUGUCAAUGCCCGUUCGGACCAUGUGGCCGAAUCUGCCGACAUGCAAGCCUAUCCGCCGACCGCAGUCUCGCGCGGUGGCAACCAGCGCUCCGUUCAGCAUCCCGAGGCGACCAGCCAGUACAAUGGGCAAUACAGUGCUGAAUAUGAAGAUGUCGAGUUGCAGAGACUUAACCAGGGCGAUAACCGAGUCUAG